Molecule: messenger RNA, 3220 nt
Organism: Aspergillus saccharolyticus JOP 1030-1
Lineage: Eukaryota; Fungi; Ascomycota; Eurotiomycetes; Eurotiales; Aspergillaceae
Product: putative raffinose synthase protein Sip1
Exons: 2
Coding region: 146-3010 (954 amino acids)
Source: RefSeq, a predicted model, not a curated record
CUUCCUUGCCUUCGCGCCAUCUUCCUUCAUGAAUCCAGACAUUGCCGUGUAUUGGACUCAUCCAGGGCCACUUCCAGUAUUGAACCCACUCCUAGCCAAGGUCUUCGCACAAUACCUUAAUUCAAGCUGUCAUAAGUAGUACUCGAUGCAGUCCGAUACCAGAUAUAGAUCGACUCUCCCCAUUUGCGGGCCCGAUCCCAAGUAUAUCAAGAAGUCCCAGGUCAAGUUCAUCCGACCAGCGCAGAUGAGCUUGUUCGCUCGAGUAACAAGCUAUCCACCUUUAGGUCAGAUAACUUGUCCCAAGGGUGCUGAGCCGUUUCGCUUUACGGUGGUUCUGGAGUCGAGCACUACAUUCCCUAUUCAACCCUGGGAAGUUCACGUAUGGCACAAUAUCACCGAUGAUGGAGACUGGACUGCACUGCCGCUCCAGAGAUGCGACUCCUCUGUUGCACCACUCCUCAACAGCAAUGCCGACGAGUACCACUACUUCCGUAACGUCUUCUCCGGCGAGAUCGGGUCGCCUACACAUGCCAGGCAUGCUCAGUUCACCGUGAGGUACCGAGUCAAUCCCGAUGCCGAAUGGCAGUGGGUCAACCAGCAGCAACACACCAGCGACGGGGAGAUUCUCUUCCCUUCCGAGACGCGGAGUUUUGACUCGGACGAACCAGCGUCGGCGGAGGAUUUUUCCGCUUACUUUGAGAGUCUCUCUGCGCAUGUCGAUGUACAAUCAUGCAGGAGCGAAGCGCCCGGAUCGAAGCUCUGGCGUGUUACUGGGUCAAUCACUGCGGCGCAGGAGGGUCAGUCUGGCUUGACGACGUCGACGCUCGGGGUGCCGGCUUCCGUCGUGCGGUACUUCGCCCUGGUGCGGAUCUGGAGCCCGUGGCUUGGGCCAAGGCAUGGGAAGGGAAAGUUCGCGUUGAGCGAAGAUGCAAUUUUGUGUUCAUUUCUGCGGACGGAUGGGGUUCAUGUUGUUCUCUUAGGGGUGUCAGGGCUGGAUAAUGUUUUGACUUUAUUUGGGUCCGAUGACAACGGAGCUGUGGUGGUCAAGUCUAAGAACGACAACCUGCAGGAAUCCAAGUUUCAAGUAUUGGCUUCCGCUGCACAUGAUUUUGAGGUGGCCAUGAGUGCUGUUAUCUACGAGGCUCGGAAGUUAGUACGCCCUUUUGCUGAGCAGACUGAAUCGCCGCGUGUGCCCACCCCAGUGUCUCCGCCCGGGGAUGAUAUAGUGCUGGUCGAGAAGGAUGUCAAAGCUCAAUGGCUCGCCGAAUGGUUCGAUGGCUUGACGUACUGUACCUGGAACGGACUUGGACAGGACCUGACGGAGGAGAAAAUUCUUCGUGGGCUGGAUUCGUUGAAGUCGCAUGGCAUCAAGAUAGCCAACCUGAUCAUUGAUGAUAACUGGCAGACCUUAGACAAGGAUGAGUCUCAAUUCAGGAGAGGAUGGAAACAGUUCGAAGGCAAUCCCGAUGCUUUUCCUAAGGGCUUCAAGCAGACGAUUCAAAAGAUCCGGAGUACUCACCCGAACAUUGAUCAUAUCGCAGUCUGGCAUGCCAUGCUCGGCUAUUGGGGCGGCAUUUCCCCCGAUGGUGAACUCGCAAAGAGAUACAAGACAAAGAGAAUAGAAAUCACCGACCCAGCCGCAAGGGGCGCGAUUGCGCACGCCUUUGACCGAGGGUCGAUAUUGGCCAUCGACCCCGAUGAUAUCCAGCGAUUCUACGACGACUUUUACAAUUGGCUCGCGUCCAUCGGUGUCGACUCAGUCAAAGCCGACGCGCAAUUCUUCCUCGAUCUCAUCAAAGAUCCAACGGAGCGCAGAAGAUUCAUCAAUCCGUAUCUGGAUGCCUGGUCCAUCUCCACAUUGAAGCACUUUAGCACGAGAGCAAUUUCGUGCAUGUCGAUGAUACCCCAGGCAAUAUUCCACUCCCAGCUGCCAACAAACAAACCGACCAUCCCUCUCCGCAACUCGGACGAUUUCUUCCCCAACAUCGAAUCAUCCCAUCCGUGGCACGUCUUCUGCAAUGCCCACAAUGCACUCUUGACACGGUACCUGAACGUCGUUCCCGACUGGGACAUGUUCCAGACCAGCCAUGCUUACGCCGGCUUCCACGCCGCGGCACGCUGCGUCUCCGGGGGCCCCAUCUACAUCACCGACGAGCCGGGCAAGCACAACAUCGCGAUCAUCGACCAGAUGACCGCUCCGACCGUGCACGGGGCCACCGUGAUCCUUCGGCCGGGGCUGAUCGGCCGCACGCUGGACAUAUACCACGACUACAACGAGGGCCACGUCCUGCGCGUGGGCACAUACACCGGCUGGGCCCGCACCGGCAGCGGCAUCUUAGGCUUCUUCAACAUCUCCAGCGCCGACCGGACGUCGGUCGUCAACUUGCUCGACUUCCCCGGCGUGCACCCGGACUCCACGGGCGAGUAUAUCGUGCGCGCCCACACCAGCGGCAGGAUCGCCGAGAAUCUGAGUAUCUCCGACACGAAGGCCUUGGUUUCUGUGGAAGUGAAGCACAGGGGCUGGGAGAUCCUCACCGCGUACCCGACGUACUCGUUCGGAUUGCCGCGCAGGCACAACCCCCCUGCCCCUACCCCCGGAGACCACCACCUGACCACCACCACCACCAGCAGCACCACGAAAGUCGCAGUCCUAGGCCUACUCGGCAAAAUGACCGGCGCCGCCGCGAUCGUCAACUCGGACCUCUACGUGCAGGACAACGGACGUCUCCGGGCGGACAUCAACCUCAAGGCGCUGGGGACACUGGGGCUGUAUUUCUCUGACCUGCCGGACUGGGAUAUCGACGCGAAUGUCAUGGUGACGAUCCUGGGGAAGCCGGUGCCGCGGCGGACCGUCUGGAAGGAGGGUAUCUCCCAGGGGGAGAAGGAGGAGGAGGAGGAGGAGGAGGCCAGUGCCAGGGUUUUAGCGGUGGAUGUGCUGGCGGCGUGGAAGGAGAUGGGAUUGAAGCCUGGUUGGAGUAAUGAGGUCCUGGUGGAGGUCUUUGUUGGCUGAUUGGUUUGUAUGUAGGCGGGAGUGUGGGUUGUUCUACCCCUGCUAUUUCCUGGCUCGAAAUGAAGUUGAGUGCUGGAUGUCUAACUGGCGUCUGAUUGUUAGUGUAUACUGUCUUGGAUGCGAUGUAGCAUGGCUUGGCGGUUAUUGUGGGUUGAAGCGGACCGAUCUGGGGGUCCAAGCGAUAUCUUCAGCAUAACUAGAUAAAAUGCA